Tetranychus urticae (two-spotted spider mite) is the source of this 1918-nucleotide messenger RNA. RefSeq names its product proton-coupled amino acid transporter 1. The record is from RefSeq and is a predicted model, not a curated record. NCBI's taxonomy places the organism in Eukaryota, Metazoa, Arthropoda, Arachnida, Trombidiformes, Tetranychidae. Gene Ontology annotation, biological process: amino acid transmembrane transport. Gene Ontology annotation, molecular function: L-amino acid transmembrane transporter activity. Gene Ontology annotation, cellular component: vacuolar membrane.
AGUGAAAAAUUGUGAUCAGCAACAUUCACCAUUCAACAGUUGGUUUCUAUUGCUUAGAAGUUAAUGUUGCUCCAAUCCAAAUUACUCUGGUAUUUUUUCAUCCUGUUUUUACCCUCUCUAAUUCAACAGUGUACUUCCCGUGACCGCAUUCAAUGACAUUUCAAGAUGUCUUCUAGUCAAGAUCAUCGUUUAAGACUAUCGUGUUCCACCAACAGUUCAUCAGAUGAUGGAAAUUACGCUGAUGGAACGUGUGAAAUUAAUACUCCAACAACCACGACAACUGCCGUUCACGCCAUAAUACCAGUAUCUAACUAUAAUGGAUCUGCUGAUGAUCCUGUUUUCACUUCGGUUAAUUGUAUGAGUCAAGAAGUGGAUAUAACGGCUUUAAAUGUAGAUUUUAUGCCAGAAAGAAGAAUCAUUGAGACUCAUUCCGAGACUAAACCUUUAAUUCACUCUUCCAACUUUCCUAGUGAUCAUGAUUCUCCAGCCAAUUUGACUUCAAAUACUUUAACUUUCAUGCAAUUAAUAAAAGCAAACAUUGGUACUGGAAUAUUGGCCAUUCCAAAUGCUUUUGCUAAUUCUGGUCUUAUAUUGGGUACUGUUGCCCUGCCAAUUCUUGGUUUCAUCGCAAUUCAUUGUAUGCACUUGUUGGUCAAUUCUCAUAACAAAAUAUGCAAUAUAUUGGGAUACAGGGCCUUAGAUUACCAAGAAGUGGCCGAAAAAGCACUACAACUAGGUCCCAGGUGCUUACGAAGUAAAGCGAUAUGGGCUCGUCGGGCUGUGGUCCUUUUUUUAAUCAUAACACAGCUAGGAUUUUGCUGUGUAUACUCUUUGUUUGUUGCUUCAAAUUUAUCGAUUGUUAUUCGUGUCCUGUUUGGCUACCACUUACGUGUUGAACUAUUGUUAAUCAUUGAGCUUCCCGUUAUGAUUUUAUUUAAUCUUAUUCGAAAUUGGAAACAUUUAGCUAUUAUUUCAACCAUUGCUAACAUUUUACAAACCAGUGGUCUUAUAUUUGUUUUUUACGAUCUCUGUCAAAAUUUACCUCCUAUCUCAAGUAGACCUGCUAUCAACGACGUCGAAAAACUUCCUCUUUAUUUUGGAAUAGCUAUUUACGCCUUUGAAGGAAUCGGUUUAGUGUUACCUUUGCGAAAAGAGAUGAGACAUCCAUCUGCUUUGGGUGGAUUCGCUGGUAUUCUUAACCUUGGUAUGGGCGUAGUGCUAUGUCUCUACACAGGAAUUGGAUUUUUUGGUUUCCUCAAGUACGGACCUGGAGUCCAGGGCAGUAUAACCAUGAGCUGGCCUCCGGAAAAAAAAUAUGCUAUUGUACAAUUAAUGUUCACGAUAGCCAUUUUUCUAUCUUAUGCGGUACAAUUUUAUGUACCAAUUAACAUUAUGUGGCCUUACUUUGCGACUAAAUACGAAUUGGUUUCUGGUGAAAGGAAAACCAUUCUCUUGGAUACUGUUCUUCGAACUUUAUUAAUAUCAUUGACAUUCCUUAUUGCUCGACUUGUACCUGAACUGGAUACCGUCAUUUCCUUGGUCGGUGCUCUUUCUGGUAGCUGUCUUGCUUUAAUAUUUCCACCUCUUAUCGACAUCAUUGUUAAUUGGGAUAAUCCUUUUACAGCCAAAUGGACUCUAAUUGUAAUUAAAGACGCCGUCAUUUCAUUGUUUGGAAUCUUAGGUUUUUUCACUGGUACUUAUGCAAGUACGCUGCAAAUUUUGAAAAAGACAUGAUGACAUUCGGACAAUUGCUUCUAAAUCUUGUAUUAUUUAUGUUAAAAUUUCUCUCUGUUCAUUUUUCUCACCAUUCAUUGAUUCAUUCUCUUGCCACAAGAUUGUAUCAGAAUUAUUUUUUAUAACUUGUCAAAUUUCGUUUCUUUUUUAAUGCAUCAUUAAAAUUGAUUGAUUUACAGAAAAA